UCACACUUUGGUGAAGGUGGCAACCUGGGAGGAAGAGUUACACCUUUCAUUUACAACAUUAAACCCAGACGAUAAAGGCCGCUGACUGAGGGAGAAGCUGCAUUUAACUGCAAGAUUGAAACCAUGGAUGUGGUGACUACAGACAAUUACUUCAGUGAAGAUUACACCGACGAUGAAGAUGGAUUCUGCAAUCUAGAUCCUAAUCCUGUGGAGAUCAGCACCCAAACCUACAUCCACUCCAUCAUCUGUGCCUUCGGCCUGAUUGGAAAUGCUCUCGUAAUCGUCACCUACAUCUUCUACAAGAGAACAAAGACCAUGACGGACAGUUAUCUGUUCAACAUGGCUGUAGCUGACCUGAUAUUCGUUGUGGCUCUGCCCUUGAUCAUUUACAAUGAGCAGAACAGCUGGCUGAUGGGGUCUGUGGUCUGUAAGGUGCUAAGGUCAGCCUACAGUAUUAACCUGUACAGUGGCAUGCUCCUCCUGGCCUGCAUCAGUGCAGAUCGUUACAUAGCCAUAGUUCAGGCUCGAAGAUCAUUUGGUGCUCGUUCACGUGCUCUUAUCUACAGCCGCCUCAUCUGCUCGGCUGUUUGGCUGUUUGCUGUGGCUUUGACUCUUCCCACUCUCAUGUAUACUGAGCGCUUUGAGCAGAGCUACCUGGGGGCGGAGAAUGCCACAGUGAUGUGUCAGCUAUCUUUUCCCACAUCACAGACAGCAAAGUUCAUGAAGGUGCUCGUUCCCAGUUUACAAAUGGCCGUCGGCUUCCUGGUUCCUCUGCUGGUGAUGGUGUUUUGUUACUCCAGCAUCAUAAGCACCCUGCUGAGAGCACAGAGCAGCCAGAGGCACAAGGCUGUGCGUGUGGUGUUGGCUGUGGUUGUGGUUUUCAUCGUGUGCCACCUGCCCUACAAUGUGGCCCUACUGAUCCACACUGUGUCUCUGUUUAAGGAGAGGAGCUGUGAGGCUGAGAAGAUAAAACUUAAAGUUCUGGCUGUUUCCAGAAGCAUGGCUUACCUCCACUGCUGCCUCAACCCAAUCCUCUACGCCUUCAUAGGGGUGAAGUUCAGGAACCACUUCAGGCAGAUCGUGGUGGACCUGUGGUGCUUCAGCAAGAAGUACCUCUACUCUGCUCGCUCAUCACGUGGGACGUCUGACAUCUGCAUCUCAGGCCGCAUGUCGUCAGAAGGCUGCAACAAUAUGUCAUCAUUCAGUGCAUAGAAACUACCAAAAACUUCUAAACCAAUGAAGGAGCAGCUUAGCAUCUUUUAUUUGUUGUAAUGA
Cheilinus undulatus (humphead wrasse) is the source of this 1275-nucleotide messenger RNA. Its product is annotated as C-C chemokine receptor type 6-like. The transcript is spliced from 2 exons. Gene Ontology annotation, biological process: G protein-coupled receptor signaling pathway; immune response. The coding region runs from base 124 to 1212 and encodes 362 amino acids. NCBI's taxonomy places the organism in Eukaryota, Metazoa, Chordata, Actinopteri, Labriformes, Labridae. Gene Ontology annotation, cellular component: membrane. The record is from RefSeq and is a predicted model, not a curated record. Gene Ontology annotation, molecular function: G protein-coupled receptor activity.